This is a messenger RNA of Tarenaya hassleriana, 3474 nucleotides long. RefSeq lists its product as uncharacterized. Bases 247 to 3237 code for a protein of 996 amino acids. The transcript is spliced from 21 exons. NCBI's taxonomy places the organism in Eukaryota, Viridiplantae, Streptophyta, Magnoliopsida, Brassicales, Cleomaceae. The record is from RefSeq and is a predicted model, not a curated record.
UUUUUCUCUGAUAGUUUUUUUUUUUGUUGCGAAUUUUUGAAUUUACGUGUGUUUUCUGUGAAUUUCGUUGAGCAGUAGUCAUCUUGAUUUGUUCCCCCAAUUUCUUUUUUUCUGGUUCUUCGGAUUUUUACCCUUUCGCUUGGGGUUCAGGCUGCCCCAGAUCGCGAUCUCGUGAGCUUGAUGCUAAAUUAGGGUUCGCUUCCGAUUGCACUGCUUGAGGAGAGGGUUCGAAUACCACCGGAGAAAAUGGGGGUUAUGUCCAGACGGGUUUUGCCCGUCUGUGGUAACCUCUGUUUCUUCUGUCCUUCCUUGAGGGCAAGGUCCAGACAGCCCGUGAAACGCUACAAGAAAAUGCUUGCUGAGAUUUUCCCUCGCAAUCAGGAAGCUGAGCCAAAUGACAGGAAAAUCAGCAAGCUUUGUGAAUAUUCGUCAAGGAAUCCUUUACGAAUUCCAAAGAUUACAGAUUACCUUGAGCAGAAAUGUUACAAAGAAUUGCGAAAUGGAAAUAUUGGAUCAGUUAAAGUAGUGUUAUGCGUCUACAAGAAGCUUCUUUCAUCAUGUAAGGAGCAGAUGCCCCUAUUUUCUUCUAGCUUGUUAAGCAUCAUCCGAACUCUUCUGGAGCAAACAAGGCAGGAAGAAGUGCAGAUCUUAGGUUGCAAUUCUCUUGUUGACUUUAUAAGUUUCCAGAGUGACAAUUCACACAUGUUCAACUUAGAAGGUCUUACACCUACGCUCUGUCAACUUGCUGAAGAAGUGGGGGAUGAUGAAAGAUCCCUCCGUUUACGCUCAGCAGGAAUUCAGGCAUUGGCAUACAUGGUAUCUUUCAUGGGCGAGCAUUCCCAAAUAUCAAUGGACUUUGACAGUAUCAUUUCUGUGAUUCUGGGAAACUACAUGGAUAUAGAGAGUAACCAAGUCCACUCGGAGGAAGUUUGUGGAAGUUCGAAAACUGAGAAUCAUCAAGAAAACGGCUUGCGUUUUCCCAAUUCGAGCGGAGCUAUUACUGUUAGACCUAAUCAAGUGGCUGGCUUUCAUUCGGAAAACAUGGAUACUUCAAAGAGCCCCUCAUACUGGUCUAUGGUUUGCCUUUGCAAUGUAGCCAGAUUAGCAAAGGAAACCACAACUGUUCGGCGCGUUCUUGAACCACUUUUUAAUGCUUUUGAUGUUGGGAAUUACUGGUCUCCACAAAAGGGAGUUGCCUCUUCUGUUUUAUUGUUUCUGCAGUCUUGCCUGGAAGAAUCAGGAGAAAAUUGCCAUCUGUUGAUAUCAACUUUGAUCAAGCACUUGGAUCAUAAGAAUGUAAUGAAGCAACAAAGCCUUCAAAUUGACAUUGUUAACAUGGCCACAUACCUUGCACGAAAUGCAAAGCAUCAGGGUUCAGUCACGAUUACUGCUGCAAUAGCUGACUUAGUAAAACACUUGCGAAAAUGCUUGCAAAAUGCAGCUGAACCAUCUGUGGUUGCUGGUGAAAUUAAGCAAAACUCUGAACUUCAGAAUGCUUUGGAAAAAUGCAUCCGGGAACUCUCAAAUAAGGUUGGGGAUGUAGGGCCCAUUCUUGAUAUGUUAAGUGUGGUUCUUGAGACCAUAUCCACUAAUGUACUCACGGCUAGGACCACAACAUCAGCUGUUCUUCGUGCUGCAGAUAUAGUAUCUGUAGUCCCUAACAUUUCUUACCACAAGAAGGUAUUUCCCGAUGCAUUGUUUCACCAGCUGUUCCUUGCAAUGUCCCACACAGAUUGGGAAACAAGAGUUGGGGCACAUAAUAUUUUCUCUGUCCUCCUCCUUCAAUCUCUUCUUCUGCCUUUGUCAAAUCAACAUAAGAAAACCUCAGAGGCUCUUUCUGGGGUUUCGUCAGUUAACAGAACCCAUAAAAAAGAGACUGAGAAUUCUGUCUAUGAUGAAUAUAAAGAUAAAGCUGAGGAAUCCUUGAAUGGGGAACUGAAUAAAGAAAGACAGAUAUCUCAUUCCAAUGUACCAGAAUCUACAAGACAACAAUUUAAUUGGCAGUCUUUGGAUAAUUUCAAGGAUGUUGCUGGUCGCAUAAAGUCAUUAUCUUCGCUCCGACUGAGUAGUCACCAAGUGAAUAUGCUGCUUUCAUCAUUGUGGAUUCAGGCAACUUCUACUGAUAAUACCCCUGCAAACUUUGAGGCCAUGGCACACACGUAUAAUAUCACUCUGCUGUUUUCACGAGCAAAGACGUCGAGUCAUGUGGUGCUGGUACGGUGCUUUCAGUUGGCCUUUUCUCUUCGAAGUCUCUCUUUGGCUCAAGAUGGAGGUAUGCAGCCAUCUCGUAGAAGAUCUCUCUUCACUUUUGCAUCAUAUAUGCUCAUUUUCACAGCCAAGGUUUGCAAUCUCUUGGAGCUAAUUCCAAUUAUCAAAGCAUCUUUAACUGACCAAACGGUUGACCCCUAUCUUAAGCUGGAAGGAGAUAGCAGAUUACGGGCUGCUUGUGAUGCAUUUCCACACGAAGGAGUGGCAGUAUAUGCGUCUGAGGAAAAUGAUGUGACUACUUUCAAUUCCAUUUUAGCAACAGAAUCUGAUGACAGUCGUUUGAAGGAAAUUGUGAUUUCUCACUUUGCAGCUAAUUUCGAAACAUUAUCAGAGGAUGAGGCAUCGAACUUGAAAGAGCAAAUUCUGUCGGAAUUUUUACCAGAUGAUGCACUCCCACUAGGUGCACCAUUGUACAUGGACACACCAGGACCCAGUUCACCUCUUAAUCAAACAGAAUUUCCAGCCUUCGAAGAGGUUGAGCUUUCGGCUAUAGUGGCAUAUGGAGAAACUUCUCCAGAGGUUAAUGGGAGUCAGUCUGGGGGCAGAACUUCAUUGUCCACAAACACGGCCGAUAUUCUGAGUGUCAAUGAGCUGUUAGAAUCGGUAACAGAAACUGCUCGACAUGUCGUUAGUUCCCGAGUUUCCUCCACACCUAUUCCUUAUGACCAAAUGAUGAAUCAGUGCGAAGCCCUUGUGACGGGUAAGCAGCAGAAGAUGUCUGUACUUCAAAGUUUCAAACUCAAAGAAACCAAGGCAAUAUCGAUAUUGGAAGAAGAUGAUGACAAGAAGGAAGAGGUCUUGCUUCUCAAAGGGAAGGAAGCUGCAGAAGAUGAUAUGAAGGCAAUGGCAUUGGCUCAAGUUGAACCUUGUAACCAGCACUCCGCCUGCGGGCACGAAAUGGGAUAUAACUCUUUUCGGCUACCGCCUUCGAGUCCUUACGACAAGUUCUUGAAAGCAGCUGGCUGUUAAAGGAUACACCUCGUCUUUUCAUACAUGUACCUAUUAUAUAUAUAUAUACACGCGCAUAUUGUAAUAUCACCUUGUGUAAUAUUGUGAUGCGGUGGUGUUCUUGUUUCAUAUUCGAUUUAUAUUCCAUUUCGAUGUGAUAACCUUCUGUAAUCAAGAGAGCAUUUGUUGUAAUAUCGGUUCUUCGGAGUUUGCAAAGAACGUACGAGUGAAUUAUGCGUAGAUUCUGAUUGCUUUUGA